Cucurbita maxima (winter squash) is the source of this 1847-nucleotide messenger RNA. Its product is annotated as heterogeneous nuclear ribonucleoprotein 1-like. The transcript has 2 exons. Gene Ontology annotation, molecular function: RNA binding. Lineage: Eukaryota; Viridiplantae; Streptophyta; Magnoliopsida; Cucurbitales; Cucurbitaceae. The coding region runs from base 178 to 1485 and encodes 435 amino acids. The record is from RefSeq and is a predicted model, not a curated record.
AACCCUAACCCCAAUUUCCCUCCUCGUACUCGCGCGCUCAUUCUCUUCCCUCCAUUUCUCUCUCUCUUUAUUUUUUCUCUCUCCCUUUUUUCGAUCUCUAGGAGCUGAGUGUAACUCCAACUCAUUGGCAAACACGAAGCAGCCCCAAAUUCCGGUACCUUUUCAGUAAUCAGAGACAUGGACUCCGACGAGGGGAAGCUUUUCAUCGGAGGAAUAGCUUGGGACACUUCCGAGGAGACGCUCAGAGGCUAUUUCGCCCAAUUUGGCGAAGUUAUCCAAGCCGUUAUUAUGCGCGACAAGACCACUGGCCGUCCUCGAGGCUUUGGGUUUGUCGUUUUCUCUGAUUCUUCAGUUCUUGAUCAGGUGCUUCAGGAUAAGCACACAAUCGAUGGCCGCCAGGUGGAGGCAAAAAGGGCUUUAUCAAGAGAGGAACAGCAAACUUCCUCAAGAAGUGGGAGCUAUAACUCCGGCAGAAGCUCUGGAGGUAGUGGAUAUUUUAAGACCAAAAAAAUAUUUGUUGGCGGUCUACCUUCGGCACUAACAGAAGAUGGGUUCCGGCAGUAUUUUGAAAAUUAUGGCCAAGUAACUGAUGUAGUGAUUAUGUAUGACCAAAAUACUCAGAGACCUCGUGGAUUUGGUUUCAUAACAUUUGACAAUGAAGAUGCAGUUGAUAGAGUACUUUGUAAGAGCUUUCAUGAACUGAAUGGUAAACUUGUAGAGGUGAAACGGGCACUUCCUAAGGAUGCAAAUCCAGGAAGUGGUUGCCGUGGAGGCUAUCAAAAUUAUGGUUCUGGCACUAACGCUAAUAACUUUGAUGGUAGAUCAGAUGGCAAUAGAUAUAUGCAAGCUCAGUCUACUGCUGGUGGUUUCCCACCAUAUUCUGGAUAUGGUGUUUCAAGUUAUGGUUAUGGAGGACCAAACAGUGGUGUUCCUUAUGGAAGUUAUGGUAGUUAUGGUGUUGGUAUGUAUGGUGGCGCUAGUGCUGGAUUUGGUGGUCCAGCUGUACCAUUUGGAAAUCCAACUGCAGUCAAUGCUGGUUAUCUAAGUGGAGCACAUGGCGCGAUGAAAAGUUCUUGGACCAACCAAGCUCCAGGAUAUGGUGGUCCUGGCUAUGGUGCUAGUCCAGGCUUUGGGGCUGCAGCUCCUUGGAGUGCCUCAGGUACUGGUGUACCUCCUUCUGCCCCAAGGGGCCAAUCUCCUAGUGGGGCUUCUGGAUAUGGGAAUCAAGGUUAUUAUGGUGGAAACGAUGGUCCUUAUGGUGGCUAUGGAACCUCUGGAGGACGAGCUACAAGUGCUCCAAAUAGCAAUGUUGGUAGCGGUCAAAGUGGAGAGCCACAUGGCACGAGUGGUGGGUACAUGGGGAGUGGAUAUGAUGACACUAAUGGAAAUUCAGGUUACUCUAGUGGUGGCUGGAGAUCCGAUGCUUCACAGACUCCUGGUGGUUAUGGUGGUGGUUAUGGUGGCACUCAGUCUAGGCAUGGUUAAGCCUAGUUGCUAAAUAUUUGCACAUGCCAUCCUUUUCCACGUGCAAGACAUAAUGCUGGAUAGUAACAGAUCCUGAGAAUGAUUGAAUCUCUUCAUUCUCAUUGCUAUCAGGCAGUAGUAAUUCUGUAGUUGAAUAUGUCCAUUGCUUUUAGCAGUACUAAUAUUUAUUAGGCUUGUUAUCUUGAGGCUGCUUGUUGUUGUGAGCAUUAUACACUUUUAUGUUUUUUUUUUCUUAAUCUAGUGUAGAAGCUAGAAUAUUAUCUAUUUACUUUUCUUUAUGUUGACGGUGGGUGGUUAUGAGGAUAUUCUAUAUAUUGUUAUUGUAUGCCAAGUUUAUUGUUUUUCAUGGUAAUUUUGGUAUU